AAGAGCAGAAGUCCGUGACGUCCAGUUUCUGACGUUCAGUGUCAGUUUGAUGCACGUUUUUCUACGUUUCUUUAAUAAUACGGAUAGUUAAAACAUUACCUGACUACCAUGCAGGCAGCCGCGCACAGAGUUUUUUGUCACUGGUCUCAGAGUAAAAGCACAGCGGUGACGCUUCAGUGUUUAAAAUGCAGAGCAGUAACUCUGCAGCAGAGCUCUCGCGCUUACAGUGUGAUUCCGCCACCGCGCGACAGUGAGGAGAAGGAGAUGAUGGACCGGAUGCUGCGUGUGGACCAUGCUGGGGAAUAUGGAGCUAACCGCAUCUACGCCGGCCAGAUGGCAGUGUUGGGUCGAUCCAGGACUGGGCCCCUUAUUCAGGAAAUGUGGGAUCAAGAAAAGAAACACCUUGAGAAAUUCAAUGAAAUUCUUGCUGAGAACAGAGUUCGGCCCACGGCGCUGUUACCACUCUGGAACAUUGCUGGGUUUGUAUUAGGGGCAUCUUCUGCAUUGCUGGGAAAAGAAGGAACCAUGGCCUGCACUGUGGCGGUGGAAGAGAGUAUCACUGAACACUAUAACAACCAGAUAAGAACUCUGAUGGAGAAGGACCCGGAAAGAUACACUGAACUGUUACAGGUAAUAAAGGAGUUUAGAGAUGAUGAGAUGGAACAUCACGAUACGGGAUUGGAGCAUGAUGCUGAAACUGUUCCUGGAUACUGGCUUCUAAAAAACGCAAUUCAGCUAGGUUGCAAAGUUGCAAUAUAUGUUUCCCAACGUAUCUAACUCUUAAAGCAGUUACAUUGUUUUGAUAUUCUGACUCAGUUUUGUAAAUGACGUAAUUUAGACUUGUGUUCACAUUCUGCAUCUUUGUAAAUGAAGCGCUUUGUGAUUGAACACAAUGUACUUUUUCCAGAUCAUAUCUGUUAAAAUACAGUGUUACCUAAACUGGUAUAAUUUUGGUUGCUUUUUACAGUACAUACAUGGACUCAAAGUACUCUGGUUGAGGCGAGCAUUGCUUGAACAAAUUUCAGGCCUCUGUGCUGUUUUCUGAAUGCAGAUGUUUAAUUUUUUGUGUUGCUGUUGUACUGUAGAAAGGUUGCCAGUCUGUAAAGAUGCUGUUGAAAUAAUUAUUGUGAAAUAAAGAUAAUCAGUGGCUUU
Messenger RNA from Archocentrus centrarchus (flier cichlid), 1152 nucleotides. RefSeq names its product coenzyme Q7 homolog, ubiquinone (yeast) (gene coq7). Gene Ontology annotation, biological process: regulation of reactive oxygen species metabolic process; determination of adult lifespan; regulation of gene expression. Gene Ontology annotation, cellular component: mitochondrial inner membrane; nucleus. NCBI's taxonomy places the organism in Eukaryota, Metazoa, Chordata, Actinopteri, Cichliformes, Cichlidae. Bases 109 to 777 code for a protein of 222 amino acids. Gene Ontology annotation, molecular function: 3-demethoxyubiquinol 3-hydroxylase activity. The record is from RefSeq and is a predicted model, not a curated record. The transcript has 6 exons.